Oryza sativa Japonica Group (Japanese rice) is the source of this 1819-nucleotide messenger RNA. RefSeq names its product probable aspartic proteinase GIP2. Gene Ontology annotation, biological process: proteolysis. The record is from RefSeq and is a predicted model, not a curated record. Gene Ontology annotation, molecular function: aspartic-type endopeptidase activity. NCBI's taxonomy places the organism in Eukaryota, Viridiplantae, Streptophyta, Magnoliopsida, Poales, Poaceae.
GCCAAAAUAGAGGAGUAUAUACUGGAUAGUCAUAAUAGUAGAAGAGUCAUAGUCCGGUCAACUUCGGCGUCUCCCGGCUCCCGCCCGCGGCUGCGCGUCACCACUUCGCAUCACUCGCUGCCUCGCACGAGUCGCACCGUCGCAAGCCGCGGUAUCGUGGCAGCGACCAACCCGUCGCGCCGCGCGCUAUAAAAAUCCUUCCAUGCCACAGAGCUUCUUGACAUCACCAUCGAUCAGUCACAUCCUUCGCCUUCCCAGCAUGGCACGCAUGCCUCCUCCUCUCGCUGUCGCUUGCACGGCUCUCCUGCUCCUCCUCUUCGUCUCGGUCUCGCCGUGCCGCGCGGCGUCAGGUGGCGACCCGUCCGCCGUGCUGCUGCCGGUGAGCAAGGACGACGCGACGCAGCAGUACGUGACGAUGUUCCGGCAGCGGACGCCGCAGGCGCCCUUGAAGGCCGUGCUGGACCUCGCCGGCGCCACGCUGUGGGUGGACUGCGAGGCCGGGUACGUGUCGUCGUCGUACGCGCGCGUGCCGUGCGGGUCCAAGCAGUGCCGCCUCGCCAAGACCAACGCGUGCGCCACCAGCUGCGACGGCGCGCCGUCGCCGGCCUGCCUCAACGACACCUGCGGCGGGUUCCCGGAGAACACGGUCACGCACGUCAGCACCAGCGGCAACGUCAUCACCGACGUGCUGUCCCUGCCCACCACCUUCCGCCCGGCCCCGGGGCCGCUCGCCACCGCGCCGGCGUUCCUGUUCACAUGCGGCGCCACGUUCCUGACCGAAGGCCUCGCCGCCGGCGCCACCGGCAUGGUGUCUCUCAGCCGCGCCCGCUUCGCUUUCCCCACGCAGCUCGCCGCCACCUUCCGCUUCUCCCGCAAGUUCGCGCUCUGCCUCCCGCCGGCCGCCGCGGCCGGCGUCGUCAUCUUCGGCGACGCGCCCUACGUGUUCCAGCCUGGUGUUGACCUCUCCAAGUCGCUCAUCUACACACCACUCCUCGUCAACCCGGUGAGCACGGGGGGCGUGUCCACCAAGGGAGACAAAUCAACCGAAUACUUCGUCGGCUUGACGCGCAUCAAGGUGAACGGCCGCGCCGUGCCGCUGAACACGACGCUGCUUGCCAUCAACAAGAAGGGAGUGGGUGGCACCAAGCUGAGCACGGUGACCCCCUACACCGUGCUGGAGACCUCCAUCCACAAGGCGGUCACCGACGCGUUCGCGGCCGAGACGUCCAUGAUCCCGCGAGUGCCGGCCGUGGCUCCGUUCAAGCUGUGCUACGACGGGAGCAAGGUGGCGGGCACACGCGUGGGGCCGGCCGUGCCGACGGUCGAGCUGGUGUUCCAGAGCGAGGCCACGUCGUGGGUGGUGUUCGGGGCGAACUCGAUGGUGGCCACCAAGGGCGGCGCUCUCUGCCUCGGUGUGGUGGACGGCGGCGUGGCGUCGGAAACGUCGGUGGUGAUCGGCGGUCACAUGAUGGAGGACAACCUGCUGGAGUUUGACCUGGUGGGAUCGCGGCUGGGGUUCAGCUCCUCCCUCCUGUUCCGGCAAACGACCUGCAACAACUUUCGCCUCGGCUAGAUGUGCAACGCAUGGCAGUCGCCACUGCAGCUUAGCUUACUAUCUCAAAAAAAAAAAAGAUGCUUUGCAUUUCUUUGUGCAAUCGUGUGAAGUUGUUGGAAUAAAUUGUUCAUCCAUUACAACUAGUCAACCAGCGUAGGCAUUUGACUUGGAUCUACUUGUUCUUUACCAUAUCCUUGAUAGUGAGAGGUGGCGUUUGACUGAAACAACAAUUUGGAAUCAAUUUUGCUAUAUAUUAUCGAUAAA